Molecule: messenger RNA, 2537 nt
Organism: Mugil cephalus (flathead mullet)
Lineage: Eukaryota; Metazoa; Chordata; Actinopteri; Mugiliformes; Mugilidae
Product: coagulation factor XIII A chain-like
Exons: 18
Coding region: 77-2251 (724 amino acids)
Biological process (GO): blood coagulation, fibrin clot formation; peptide cross-linking
Molecular function (GO): protein-glutamine gamma-glutamyltransferase activity
Source: RefSeq, a predicted model, not a curated record
UCCUCUGACUGACGAGAGGCUGGAGCAGAACUUCAUCUGAGCGUCGUCUCAUCGUCUCCUCUGACCCUGAACCAUCAUGUCUCGUACAACCAACCAAACCAGGGGGCGCUACACCCAGCCGGUGCCGACUUCUAACUUGGAGGAUUAUGAGGGAGAUUUUCCAGAAUUUGAGCCGUUUGAGGACGAACCUGGAUCUGAGGCCGCGCCCAGAUCUUACCCGCCUGCAGGAGGUCUGAUCGUGGAACACAUCGACAUGUGUAAGGAGAUGAACGGGCCGAAGCAUUACACCACCAGCUACGACAACCCCAACCUGGUGGUCCGUCGAGGCCUGGACUUCACCAUACGCCUCACCUUAAACCGGCCUCUGACCGAACACGACGACUUCCAGCUCGAGUUCCUGAUCGGCUCCAACCCUUCAGCCAAUAAGGGCUCCCUGGUGGUGGUGCCUUUCGGCCCCCGUGAGGGAGGCCCCUGGUUGGGCCAGAUUCUGGACGUUCAGGGACAAGUUGUGGUGCUCAGCAUCACUCCGGCCCCCAACUGCAUUGUGGGCAAGUUCCGGAUGUACGUGGCCUUCGCGGUGGGCGGGGGUAUGGAGCGGUCCAAGAGGGACGCCGCGACCGACGUGUACGUGCUGUUCAACGCCUGGUGUCCAGAGGACACCGUGUUUCUCCCUAACGAAGCCGAGCGGAUGGAGUACGUCCUCAACGACGUCGGUGUCAUCUUCAAUGGGUCGGUCGGGGCCGUGGCGUCUCGGAACUGGGUGUACGGGCAGUUUGAGAAAGGUGUGCUGGAUGCCUGCAUCCACCUCCUGGACGUGUGUCACAUGCCCAUCGACGACCGAGGAGACGUCCUCAAACUGGUCAGGAUGGGAUCGGCCGUGAUCAACUCUAACGAUGAUAACGGUGUGUUGGAGGGGAACUGGAGUGAGGACUACUCCAUGGGCACCUCCCCCACCGCUUGGACAGGCAGCGUCUCCAUCCUGCUGCAGUACGUCAACUCCAACAGCCCGGUCCGCUACGGCCAGUGCUGGGUGUUCGCUGGAGUCUUCAACACCUUCCUGCGGUGUCUCGGUAUCCCGUCGAGGGUCAUCUCCAACUUCAACUCAGCUCAUGACAACACGGGGGACCUUAAGACGGAGCUCAUCUUCAAACCCGACGGCUCCAUGGACAGACGCGCCAGCAGAGACUCCGUGUGGAACUUUCACUCCUGGAACGAGGUAUGCACGACCCGUCCGGACCUGCCGCCAGGUCUGGGGGGGUGGCAGGUGGUGGACGCCACCCCCCAGGAGACCAGCGACGGAAAUUUCCGCUGUGGUCCGGCCUCCGUCGCUGCCAUCAAGGAAGGUCUGCUGUGUCACCCAUUUGACGCCAGAUUCGUCUUUGCUGAGGUGAACAGUGACAUGAUCUGCCUGAAGAAGGACAAGUACGGGAUUCUGAGUCCAUACAGGGUGGACAAGACGUACAUUGGACAGUUCAUAUGCACCCAAGCUGUGGGCAGCAUGACGUAUGUGGACGUCACACACACCUACAAGCACCCUGAAGGGAGCGCGGCGGACAACAGCACCAUGGCUCGGGCCGAGGAGUACGGCUGUGAGAGGGAUCACUCCAGAGUGGUCGAGGCUCAGGUGUCUGCCGACAUCAGAGCUGAACAGUGCCACCUGGGUGAUGACGUGAACCUGGUGGUGACUUUCCACAACCGGGGAGAAGACUCCAGAAUCGUCAAGGCCCACCUGGAAGGAUCGGUCGUGUUUUACACCGGAGUCACAGCCAGUCAUUUCAAAAACCAGGACUUCACUGUGGAAGUGCCUCCGCAGCAGAAAACCAGUGUGACGAUUAAGGUCGCGGCGCAGGACUACAUGCCUCACCUGCAGUCUCAGCUCAGUCUCAGCUUUGUCCUGACCGGAAAGUCAGCCAACCAAUCACUGUCGGCCAUCAAGGUGGUCAGCCUCCUGACCCCCCCGCUCAGCGUGAUGGUGAGCGGCUACCCUCGUGUCCAGCAGCAGAUGUUUGUGACUAUAUCCUUCACGAACCCCUUCACCUUCCCUCUGUACAACGUGUACCUGUUCUGUGAGGGAGCUGGACUCAUGAGCCUCAAGAAUCACUUCUACAGUGUCAUUGGGCCUAAUGCUACCGUGUCCUGGCAGGAGAUGUUCGCCCCUCGGCUGAAAGGAUCCCGACGCAUCACUGCACUCCUGGACUGCAACGAACUGCGCCAGGUACAAGGACAUGUUGACGUGGUUAUUUCAGACUGAAGGCAUUGAUUGACAGCUCUGUGACCCCACCUCCUCCACCAAUCAGCAUCAGCAACAAAUUUUGUUAAAUUCAUUUACAUGCAGAAAUCAACACUUUUAAAUAUAUAUAGAUGAUUAGAUUUCCACACACACAGAGGUUUGUCUUCCCUUUUAGAAUCAGACUUGUUUGAUAUUUGGUAACAUUUAAUGUGCAGAAACUGUUUUAAACUUUUGACGUACACACAAAAAUUAAAAUAAACGUAGAAAUAUCAUUUGUCAGUUUAUAUUAAAAAAUAGUUUUAGUACA